AUGCAUGAUUCAGAGCCUAUAAUAGUUGAUUUUAUAAUGCUCAAAGUAUUGUUUCUGGCCGAUGAUGAAAAAAUCAUUUUUGUUAAAACUCCUACUGGUCAAACAUUAGAGUUAGAUGUCCUGCUAUUAGAUACCGUUAAAGAAUUAAAAGAGAAAAUCCAGACUAGAAAUAUAUGUUCUUUUCACGGAAUUAGUUUUAAAGACAAUAAAUUAGAUGAUAGCAGUAGACUCUCCGAUAUAGGAACAGAAAAUGGAAGUACAUUUUAUUGUUAUAUUCAGGUCUUUGUUAGAACUCCUACUGAUGAAACGUUAGAGUUAGAUGCCCUGCUAUCAGAUACCAUUAAAGAAUUAAAAGAGAAAAUCCAUGCUAGAAAUAAUUGCUCUUUUCAUGGUAUUAGUUUUGAAAAUAAUAAAUUGGAUGAUAAUAGUAGACUUUCUGAUAUAGGUGCAGAAAAUGGAUGUGUAUUUUAUUGUUAUAUUCAGAUCUUUGUUAGAACCCCCACUGAUGAAACGUUAGAGUUAGGUGCCUUACCAUCAGAUACUGUUAAAGAAUUAAAAGAGAAAAUCCAUGCUAUAAAUAAUUGUUCUUUUAAUUGUAUUAGUUUUAAAGGUAACAAAUUAGAUGAUAGCAGUAGAAUUUCUGAUAUAGGAGGAGAAAAUGGAUGUACAUUUCAUUGUUGUAUUCAGAUUCAGAUCUUUGUUAGAACUCCUACUAAUGAAACGUUAGAGUUAGAUGCUCUGCUAUCAGAUACCGUUAAAGAAUUAAAAGAGAAAAUCCAUGCUAGAAAUAAUUGUUCUUUUCAUGGUAUUAGUUUUAAAGGUAAUAAAUUAGAUGAUAGCAGUAGAAUUUCUGAUAUAGGAGCAGAAAAUGGAUGUACAUUUUAUUGUUGUAUUCGAAUCUUUGUUAGAACACCUACUAAUGAAACGUUAGAGUUAGAAGCCCUGCUAUCAGAUACUGUUAAAGAUUUAAAAGAGAAAAUCCAUGCUAGAAACCAUUGUUCUUUUCAUAGUAUUAGUUUUAAAGGUAAUAAAUUAGAUAAUAACAGUAGACUUUCCGAUAUAGGAGCAGAAAAUGGAUGUACAUUUUAUUGUUGUAUUCAGAUCUUUGUUAGAACUCCUACUGAUGAAAUGUUAGAAUUUGAUGCUUUUCUAUCGGAUACCGUUAAAGAAUUAAAAGAGAAAAUCCAUGCUAGAAAUAAUUGUUCCUUUCAUGGUAUUAAGUAUAAAGGUAUUAAUUUAGAUGAUAGCCAUAAACUUUCUAAUAUAGGGAUAGAAAAUGGAUGUACCCUUCAUUGUGGUGUUCAGAUAUUUAUUAAAACACCCAUUAAUGGAACAGUAGAUUUUGAAGGUAAUGAAUUAGGUGAUAACAGUAGACUCUAUGAUGCAGGGAUAAAAAGCGGAUGUACACUUUAUUGCUUUAUUCAGAUUUUUGUUAAAACUUCAACUGGUACCCUUGCUUACCAAGUAUGUCUAUCCGACACUGUUGGCUAUGUAAAGGGUCUGAUUCAAAACUCCGAGGGUAUACCAAUAGAUAAACAACAUAUUUUUGCUCGUCAACAAUUAGAGGACCAUUAUAAACUUUCAGAUUAUAACAUUCAAAAUGAGUCUACUUUGCACUUGAUA
Messenger RNA from Dentiscutata erythropus, 1623 nucleotides. Lineage: Eukaryota; Fungi; Glomeromycota; Glomeromycetes; Diversisporales; Gigasporaceae. The record is from the annotation of a GenBank genome assembly.